AUGAGCGCGAGCAGCCGGCUGUGCUCGGGCUACUGGAGCCUGAACCGCAGCUUCGUGGAGCCCUUCGCGUGCCCGCGGCGCGGCGAGGGCGCGGCGCUGCGCUUCUGCUGCGGCUUCGCCGACCUCAAGUACUGCUGCAGCGAGCCGGGCAGCUACUUCCCCUACAAGCACAGCUACAUGUGGAGCCUCAGUAUCGGUGCUCUGAUUGGAUUGGGAAUCGCUGCCCUUGUUUUACUGGCCUUUAUCAUCAGCGUCUGUGUCCUUUGUUAUUUAUUUCUGUAUACAAAGCCUCAAAAAUUAGAUACUGGACUUAAACUUCAACACCUAGAAGCUUCUUCCAUGGGAGAAGACCAUUUAAAUAGGAAAACAAGACCCUUCAUCUCACAUGCAACAUCAAAUUCAACAAAUGAAACAUCCUAUGAAGCCGAAGAUAUAGUUCAAGAAAAAACAAUGGAUAAAACACAAAUCAAUACUACCUAUUAUUGAAAAAUCUCAUUCCAAAAGUUUAUUGGUGAUGAAGCAAAAAUAAAGAAUGCAUUUCAAACGAUAGUUUCAAAUAUUACUUUUUCAGUGUUCAUCACUCACAAAAUAAGACACAACUGCAUUUUUGAUCAAUGAAUUCAUUGAGCAAUGGUUUUGGUAGAUUUUCAUCUGCAUACAUUUACUUUUGUUAAGGUGUUUCUGUAUUGCAGGAAAUUAUGUUAGUUCUUCAGAAGAAAUUGAUGAAUUUAUCAAUAAUGCAGGUAAAUAAACAUCUAGUGAGGAACAAAUGAGUUUAUCACACUAUCAGCAUUUCACAAUUUUUAAAACAGGCAA
Molecule: messenger RNA, 816 nt
Organism: Perognathus longimembris pacificus (Pacific pocket mouse)
Lineage: Eukaryota; Metazoa; Chordata; Mammalia; Rodentia; Heteromyidae
Gene: Shisal2b
Product: shisa like 2B
Exons: 3
Coding region: 1-486 (161 amino acids)
Source: RefSeq, a predicted model, not a curated record